CAGCCAUUGAUGUUGAAGCCGAUGAACAACGCUGUCGAAACUCGAGAACGCCAUUACUAAGGCCGCGCAAAUCGCUAUGUGCUGGAUGCAUGGGCAGGGCGCGCAGUCACGAGCACCCCAUCGGACCAAAGUGGCUUUUUGGCGCCUGUGCUCCAUAUAACAUUCCCAGAUAUUCCGAAAUUCCCAGGCAAAGACUUCAACAACCGUUGCAGCUCAGCACCAUCACAAAUUUCGCAAUACGCUCCAACGUACCCCGCUUCUGAAUAUGCGCAUCGAUACCUCCCAAAGCGCCAUAAACGGCGUCUACCCCUUCACCAAACCAAAGGAACCCAACGGCAACGUCCUAACUGUGCCAAAACUCGCCGACUACGACAUCCACCCAAUAACAGGUUUCCUCCCCUCCGACCCACCGCCGCUGCGACGACUGCCGGAGAAGUUCGAGCCAUGGGAGACCGUGUUGGAUGAGCUGAGCGAUUUGUUACUGGCUGGCAAACUGAGGGUGACCGUGGCGAGGAUACCGGAGAUCGAGGCGACGUCGUUGACAACGCAUAGGGAAUGGCAGCGGGCGUAUAUGGUUUUGUCGUUCAUCGGGCAGGCGUACGUUUGGGGGAGGAACGGUGAGGCCACGGAGGUACUUCCGCGAAAUAUCGCAAAGCCAUGGUACGAGACGGCCAAGUAUCUCGGCCUUCGACCUGUCAUCACCUACGCCGCUGUGGAACUAUACAAUUGGAAGGCGUUGGAUCCCUCUGGUCCACUAGAUCUCAGUAAUCUAGCGGUAAUGAAAACCUUUACGGGACCUGAUGAAGCCUGGUUCUACCUCAUCAGCAUCGCCAUUGAGGCCUGCGGGGCCCCUGCGCUCCCCGCGAUUGUUGCUAGUCUAGAAGCGGUGGUAUCGCGGGACUUGUAUGCGCUUAUCGACAAUCUCAAGAUUCUGGUGCAAAUAACAGAGGAUAUCUCGAAGGUGUUGGUGCGGAUGUAUGAGAAGAACGACCCGCAUAUAUUCUACCACCGUGUACGAACAUACCUGGCAGGCUGGGAAAACACCAGCGAACUGCCCAAAGGCCUGCUCUUCGAAGGCGUAACAGACCCCGAAGAAGGCGAUGUAGUAGAAAUCGACCUCCCCAAGCCCAACGGCGUCCCCAAAUCCCCACCUUCCGUCACUCAUCCCCCACGCCACGUCCACGGCACCUACCUCAAACUCGCCGGCGCCAGCGCAGGUCAAAGCUCCCUCAUCCACAGCCUCGACGUCGCCCUCGGCGUCGAACACCACCCUACGCGCCCGACCAUGCCCCCGUCUCCACUGCACCCAGACCCCUCAACCCACGCCCCCGCGAAACCGAUCAACCACAUCCACCAAAUGCGCAAAUACAUGCCCGGCCCCCACCGCGAGUUCAUCAGCGCCCUAGAACGCGCGCCGAGUCUCCGCACGUUCGUGUAUGAGCUAGUCAACACGCCGGGGAAUGACCCCGUGCAGGCGGACGAGAUUGGACGGCUGUAUAACCGGUGUGUGGAGAACAUGCGCUCGUUUCGGGAUCGGCAUAUGCAGAUUGUCGCGGCAUAUAUUGUGCUGCAGGCCAAGAAGAAGAAGGAUGUCGGACAGAUCGAUAAGAGGGCUGCCCAGGCGUCCAGGGUGCGGGAGUCACUCCAAGCACAAGGCACAGGAGGCACAGACCUGAUACCCUUCCUCAAACAAAGCCGGAACGAAACAAGCGAAGCGCGCGUUGAGCUGGAGGUAUGAUGAUUUGGAGGAUACCCGUUUAGGAGUAGAGGACUUUUUGUAGGGUGUAGACGAAUGCAUCACUGUUCCGUUAGAGUAGUUGCGCCCUUUCAUGAUUUUCGACUCCAAAGCAACUGUUUCAUCAAAGGAUUGUAUUCGUAGUUUGCAAUGAAUGCUCUCAUAUUCGAUCGUACGCCGCGGUAUAUACAUGGAAAUGCUUUCUAUCUGACACUCACAAUAUACAAAAUACGCCGGACCCUACCCUACCCAUUUAGACAUCCUAACCUAAUCUGCAUCACCCAUCAUCAGCCAGAAUGGUACCUAACCGGAUUCCCAAAGAGAUCAACCCCCAUUCCAUCAUCACGAU
Molecule: messenger RNA, 2084 nt
Organism: Fimicolochytrium jonesii
Lineage: Eukaryota; Fungi; Chytridiomycota; Chytridiomycetes; Spizellomycetales; Powellomycetaceae
Product: Indoleamine 2,3-dioxygenase
Exons: 5
Coding region: 266-1738 (490 amino acids)
Biological process (GO): 'de novo' NAD+ biosynthetic process from L-tryptophan
Cellular component (GO): cytoplasm
Molecular function (GO): metal ion binding; indoleamine 2,3-dioxygenase activity; heme binding
Source: RefSeq, a predicted model, not a curated record